This is a messenger RNA of Aplysia californica (California sea hare), 1834 nucleotides long. Its product is annotated as histone-lysine N-methyltransferase SETDB1. Gene Ontology annotation, molecular function: histone H3K9 methyltransferase activity; protein binding. Gene Ontology annotation, cellular component: nucleus. Gene Ontology annotation, biological process: negative regulation of gene expression; heterochromatin organization. NCBI's taxonomy places the organism in Eukaryota, Metazoa, Mollusca, Gastropoda, Aplysiida, Aplysiidae. The record is from RefSeq and is a predicted model, not a curated record.
CACAGCUGCUCGCCCAACGUGUUUGUCCAGAACAUCUUUGUGGACACGCAUGACCUGAGGUUUCCCUGGGUCGCGUUCUUCGCCGGACAGUACAUCCGUGCGGGCACUGAGCUGACCUGGGACUACAACUAUGAGGUUGGCAGCGUCCCUGACAAGAUCCUCUACUGCUACUGCGGCUCUUCUACGUGCCGUGGCCGCCUCUUGUAGCCGCCAGCCUGCUGUCUCUUCCACCCUUGUGCUGGUUGCCAUGGCGACUGUCUAUAAGCAUCUAGGCUGCAACAGAAGAUGGGUCUGUUCUCCGUGGGUGAUGUGUGUGGCUCAAGUGACAGCGACGAGUGACAGUGACAAGUGACAAUGUGGGUGUUGUGUGUGGCUCAAGUGAUAGUGACAGCGACGAGUGACAGUGACAAUGUGGGUGUUGUGUGUUCCUCAAGUGACAACGACAAGUGGCAGUGGCAAGUGACAAGUGACAACGUGGGUGUUGUGUGUGGCUGAAGUGACAGCGACAAGUGGCAGUGACAAGUGACAACAUGGGUGUUGUGUGUGGCUCAAGUGACAGCGACAAGUGGCAGUGACAAGUGACAACGUGGGUGUUGUGUGUGGCUCAAGUGACAGUGAUAGCGAAAACGUGGGUGUUGUGUGUGGCUCAAGUGACAGCGACAAGUGACAGUGACAAAUGACAACGUGGGUGUUGUAUGUGGCUGAAGUGACAGUGACAAGUGGCAGCGACAACUCUGAAGUGACAGUGACAAGUGACAACGUGGGUGUUGUGUGUGGCUACAGUGACAGUGGCAAGUGACAGUGACAACUCUGAAGUGACAAGUGACAGUGACAACUCUGAAGUGACAGUGACAAGUGACAGCGACAACGUUGGGUGGACCAAUUCUCUUGAUGAAUUACUUCCCCUGCCUCCUUGUCUCACUGCGGUAGUGGUCUGACAUGUGACCCUCGACCCCUGGAGACGAGGCGAGACGAGACAGUGCCUGCCUGCCUGCCUGCCUGCCCCAGCGACAGACCUAAAGUGGCAUGUGUUCUCAUCCUGUGUCGCUGUCACUUACAAUGUACAGGUCUCCCAGUGUCGUGUGUUCUCAUCCUGUGUCGCUGUCACUUACAAUGUAGGCCUACAGGUCUUUCAGUGUCGUGUGUUCUCAUCCUGUGUCGUUGUCACUUACAAUGUAGGCCUACAGGUCUUUCAGUGUCGUGUGUUCUCAUCCUGUGUUGCUGUCACUUACAAUGUACAAGUCUUCCAGUGUCGUGUGUUCUCAUCCUGUGUCGCUGUCACUUACAAUGUACAGGUCUUCCAAAGUCUCCCAGUGUGUUCAGGAUGUGUCCAAUCUCUGGUGUUGACGGACGCUGUUUUGUCUGUGGAUCGCUCCUGGCGGGGCCGUGGGUGGUCUGGUGGGUUCCUUUCCUAGGGUCUCUCCCUGAUGUCUCUCCUUGAUGUCUCUCCCUGAUUGUUCCUUUCCUAGGCUCUCUCCCUGAUGUCUCUCCCUGAUGGUUCCUCUCCUAGGGUCUCUCCCACAGUGGGAGGUCUGAUGGUUCCUCUCCUAGGCUCUCUCUCCCAUGGUGGGAGGUCUGAUGGUUCCUCUCCUAGGCUCUCUCUCCCACAGUGGGAGGUCUGAUGGUUCCUCUCCUAGGCUCUCUCUCCCACAGUGGGAGGUCUGAUGGUUCCUCUCCUAGGCUGUCUCCCACAGUGGGAGGUCUGAUGGGACACAUGGUUCCCCUAGUUCUUCACCAGUUCUUUAUACCAAGAAUUUACACAUGGGUGGUUGGCGGGUGCUCUGGUGUGGUGUACUCCUUCUUUACUAUGAAAAAUCAAUCGUCUCUAUCUCCC